Molecule: messenger RNA, 6245 nt
Organism: Cherax quadricarinatus
Lineage: Eukaryota; Metazoa; Arthropoda; Malacostraca; Decapoda; Parastacidae
Gene: Drep2
Product: DNA fragmentation factor-related protein 2
Biological process (GO): regulation of apoptotic process; apoptotic process
Source: RefSeq, a predicted model, not a curated record
GCCCACCCUUGGCACUGCCGUGCCCAAACCUCAGCCGUGUACGUGCCGGGUUUGCCGUGUAGAAAGCCCGGCAAGUGGGUUCGUUUCAGUCGUUCAGGGGGUUGUGGGAGAGAGAGAGUGAGAGAGUGAGAGAGAUAGAGAGAGGCUAUAGACAGCACUCUUGCUGCUGUUCCUGUUGCCGGUAGACCGUCUACUCUCGCGCUGUCUACUGGUCUACCAUCAUGUGAAGUGUGGGUGGUGGUGGUGGUACCAGGCGAUGGUGGUAGUCAUGUGAUUGUGGUGGGGGUAGUGACUACAACCAUCCCACCCCCGUGAUAUAACCUCCCCAGCUACCAUCCAGAGGACCCUUGCCGGGGAGAUAGAACCCUUGCCGGGGAGAUAGAACCCUUGCCGGGGAGAUAGAACCCUUGCCGGGGUGUGUGUCUCUCUCUCUCUGUGUCAUAUCUACCAUCAACCAUCUCAACUAACUGCAGUUGAAAUUGCUAAUUAUGAAGAGUCCAUUGCUUGAUACCCAGGACAGUGCCCGCGUUCAGUGCCAGGGGAAGGGGAAGCGCCCGUAUAAAGUAUGGGACAGCGGGAGACAAGUUCGGAAAGGUCUGGUAGUGGCCAGCUUCAACGAACUUAUAGAGAAAGGUCGGGAGAAGCUGGAGCUCGGGGAGGUGCGGAUAAAGGUGGUCCUGGAGGCUGACGGCACGCAGGUCGAAGAUCCGGAAUAUUUUUGCACCCUGCCGGAGAACACUGUAUUCCUCUUGCUCAGGCAGGGUGAGCACUGGUACCCUGCUGGCGUGGAGGUCCUCAGACAAGCUAUCACUGCCAUUCCCAAGAUCGUAUGUGAGACCAUCUACACCCUGGGACUCCACGACGAAGCGCCGGUGUGGAAGAUUAUGGACCAGUACGGCAAGAUCACCGUUGUGCUUUCCUGGGAUCCCUGCCACCGGGGCGAACACCGUCACGGUACAUCAUCGCCCCGGAAGCCGUCCGCCACUGCCACACGGAUGAUAGUCAGCGGUGUCGGUGAGAGUGCCAUCCAACGCCAUGAAUACCUGGUAGCCCAGCCCUCUGUAGGCUCCACACCCUCACCGGCACCAACCAUCUCUCUCAGCGGUGCCAAGUCGCCGGUGCCAGCAGCCGGGGCGGCAGGCCAGGCGCCGGUGGGCACUGUCACCACUAUACUGAGGGACGGAAAGAAAGAAACGCUCAUAAAUGACAUUGGUCCCUCUAUCUCCACUGUACCACUGCCAUCUGCUCCUCAUCUACAGGGCACUGUGAUAAACCACGAGAGUGAGCACAAGAGUUCCUACAUGGGUGGAGGACCUGGGGCGACAGCAGCGGUGGUGGGACGACUCUCUCGCCAGGGCUCCUCGGUGGACUCCUCACACUCGGCCACGGUGCACGUGCACACGCCCGAGUGCUGCAUGUAUGGCCAUCCACACACGCCGCAGCCGCGCACCCGGGCGUCACCCACUGGCGACCAGGCCGAGUGCGACUUCCACUGCUGCUCGUUGCACGAGGAGGGAGGUCGCAUCCAGGCAAGUCACGUGCACCACCAGCAACACCAUGUGCACCACCAGCAACAUCAUGUGCACCACCACCAACCAGGGCCUCAGAUCCAUAAAACUGUAGCCACGUCGCCCAUCCAGGACGGUGCUCAAGACAGACGCCCAGGACACCAUCAAGUCCACCCCCCUAGUCAAAGUCCUAGCAGCAAGGCAGCUCAAGCAGGACCUCAGGCCACUGUGGCUGCAGCUGCGGCUGCGGCUGCGGCAGCAACAGUUGUACAAUCCCAAAAAGGUGGUUCUCAUGUGCGCUUCUUGGCUGACUACCGAUCGGCCAAUUUGGAAAAGCAGCGGGCAGAUCAAGAAAGCUCCGAAUCUGAAACGGAAAACACUACAAAUGACGAGGAAGCUCAUACAACAGAAAAGUUCCUCCUGCUCACUGAUCAACUCUCAGUUGACACCAAAAAACACCUCUCCAUUAAGGACAUUGGAGUAAUCCUCGACCGGCUAUCUUCCAAAAUAGUUGACGUAGAGAAACUAGAUCGCGAAGCCGAGGAAGAAGAUUGUUUUAACUGGACAAUCAAAGCCACAAUCCGAGGCGACACGCUGAGAGAACUUGGUGUGGUUUAUAAUGGUCACUAUUAUUCUAUUAGUGAACACCCAGGCUAUGGACAGAAGAAGGAGGAAGAAGAGGAGGAGGAGGAAUCAGCAGAUGCUAAGCAGGAAGAAAAGGAACCCGUCUGACUCUCUAAACUAUGUUCAAUGGACAAACUUAUUAUUUUGGUUCAUUGUUGACAAAGCCAGGCUUAGGAAUGCAGUAAAUCGACAAAAAUAUUUUUGUUACUUGUCGAAGGAGAGUAACACUGUUAAGAGAAAACAAGUUAGAAGUGUUACGUGCAGAACGAAAAAGGAACGAUUAGAACAGUCUUGUGAAUGAGUGGAAGGUUUCAAGACUUCCCUCACUUACAAAAAGAGAGGCAAACCACCCUGGGAUGUCUGCAGCAGUGCCGCAACAGCCGCAAGUCCUGUGUUCAUUUCUAGUGUACAUAAAUGGGAGGAGGCGCUGCUACUAUUGAUGCCGCGUGACAGGUGCUGGCUGUCCCCCCAGUGUCCUGCCAGGGCCUGUCACGCCUGUAUUUAGAAGACAAUCUUCAAGCUACCCUGCAGGCAGGCUUUAGCAUAGCUUCUCACCAUCACAUGUCACUUGUUAUAUGGACACUAAGGCAAAAAUGUCUACGGUAAAUCCUCUGAGUGAAGCAAUCACUGCCCAGCCCAACAGAAUCAAUGUUGAUACUGUCAGUUGAGGCGGGUGAGAGUGUCUACCCAGGGUACUGACAUAGUGUGUUUGUGUGUGUGUCCGAGUAAGACUUGCAAUGACUGUACUCAACUGUAUGUGGUUGCAGGGGUCGAGUCACAGCACCUGUGUCAUGCUGUGGGUGGUGUGCUAGCCCACUGCUCUCUCUCCCCACACAGCCAAACCUGAAAGUGAACCAGAUUUGAUUCAAAUAACAUACAGUACAUGGGAUACAGUAUAUCCAUCCUUUUGUGGAUUACAGCCAAACUGGAGAUAUGUAUAGAACUUGAAUUUAUAUCGCCAAAUUUAAAAAAAGCCUAUAUUUUAAUUCAGUAAAUGACUCUUCAGUAAGUGUUUUUCACUUGUGCCCAGGUGACACAGCAGCAGAAAGGUGGUGAGGUGGAUACUGACCGUUAUGCUCAAAACAACGUGUUAAAGAAGACUUUCGCUAAGAAUUUAUACAAAGUCCUCGAUGACAAUACUGUUGAUCUUAAAUGACAUAAGCAGAGGUGACAUUGGUUUAUAAAUGGGGUGAAAGUGUUUGUAUCAAUGCACUCUUACUACGACAAAAGAAAGAGGUCGUGUGAUAACGUUGUUCUACGCUCCUGACACUACCAACACAAUAUUUGUGUCCCUGUUCAAGACUCUGAGCCUUAUUUAUAACCCCCAAUAAUACUCCAUUUGCCAUGUGUUGUAAAUAAGAACAUAAUAAUUGUUGGGAUGUAACAAGUACGGUUCAGAGUACUUGCUGGAGAAGUUUGUUUUCUUUUAGAAUCGGAAGAAUGUGGCAUUUGGUCUGUAGUAGAUCCGGGGUGUCUUGGUGCCCACUGCAAGCGCUGUGCCUUCCAAUCAUGUACACUGAAAGCAAUUUUGUUUCCUUAGAUGAGGAACUGCGCUUGGAUGAAGUAAUGUCGGUACGGCUGUGCAUAAUUUUUUGGUGCAAGUUUUAUGGAUCUGUGGAGUGAUUAGAGAUUGUGGACCUUUGUGGGCUGUUACACACCAAAAAAAAAAUGAUCAUUUUCCCUGAAUAUUGUGAAUAUUUUUAAUAAGGACACAUACCAAGUGAAAUGUUUAAAUUUGUGUCUUGUGUAGACGUAACUACAGCCAAAGGUGACAAUGUGACAACAUUUGGUCUACUGGUACCGACCAGGGUUCACAUCUGACUACAACAAGCAAAUUCAACAGACAAAACUUGGUUUGUUUUAUUAAGCAGAUGUAUUACUAUUGACUUGUCAUUUGGUGUGGAUGGUGCAUAUUCUCAUUUGGCAUUUCUAUUUGUCUAAGGUUCGGCCUUAUUGGGUAACUCGUUUGAAACGAAAGCUGAAAAGGUUUGAUUAGAUCCUUCAUGGGUGAUUGGUUUACUCUCAGCUUAACUCAUAAGAGGAGACAAUAUUAACACCAUACUGAAGGAAUAUUCUUAACUGACAACUCGAAAAAUAUAUGAAUUUGUUAUCCAUAUUUGCUAAAGGAGCAUUUGCUAAAAUGUUACUUGAAGCAUUUGCUAAAGGAGCAUUUGCUUAUGUGUUAGCUGAAGAAGCAUUUGCUGAAUUAGCAUUUGCUGAGGUACCCUCAAGAGAGAGGGGCAAAAAUUGUUUGCUAAAUUGUCAAGAAAUCUUGUAUUAAACAGACCGUUGAGCAGUGAUCUGUACUGGCAAUACUUUAUUAUGGUCAGUUUGGAUAUUUUAUUUCUCUGGAGAAGCUGCGGUGUUAUUCUUUUAUUAUUAAUAUAUCUCGUCGCCAAGAAAGAAUGCACAGUGGUCUUGAUCAAAGAUAAUAUAUCAAAUAUAGUGUGAAUAAUUUAGGGGAAAAUUGUAGGAAUUUUUAGAAUUGUUAGGACGGUAUUUUAAGAUAUCAUUUCCAUAUUUGUAUGUUAAAGUAACUUGCAAGCAUUUGAUUUGCCGUCUGCUUACAAUAAGAGCAACCCCCCCAUUGUUUGGGACUCCAAUAAACGCUUUUGUUACUUGGCAGAACAAAUGUUAGCAGGAGUUUCUUAGGAUGGUUAAAGUCUGGUUAUUAAUAUAUAAACACAAAUACAAUAGUGUCAAUAUUGUUGGUAAUAUUAUACCAUUUUAAACAACGCACAGGAGAUAUUAAUAUGGUCCGGUUUGUGUAAAAUCUUUCAUUCCUGGCAACUUUUCCGUCACUGCUCCAGUUUCUCCCCUUUUAAAAGAUGUUGUGAAUUAGGUUUAGAAUAUGUCUUUAAUAUGUUCCCGUUUUCACAGUAAUAUCGCAAUGCCUAUUAUAUUAUUUAAUGUUUAAUGAGGUGGUUGUUCAGCUUAGUACUCUAGCUCUGACGAUCAAGUAGUUUAAGCCCUUGCUCGAGCAAAGACAGUUUCUAUGUCUCUCCAUUAAUACGGGUCAAAACGCACAAUAUCACACACACACACACGCCACUUUGCGUUUAGUUUAGCUUCUCGUGUUGCGUUCUUGGGAGGAGGAGGAGGAGGAGGAGAUGAAAAAGAUGAUGAUGAUGAUGGUGAUGAAGGAGGAGGAGGAGGAGGAGUGCUCUGCUUCAUACUGCCCUUCAUGUGAUGGUUGACCUCCUUCCUGACCACCCUUGAGUUGACCUCUCCGCUGGCCAGACAUUUUACCGUGCUCACAGAAACCUAGGCCAGUCCAUUGGUAAAUAACCCCAUUGGGUAAUGCGGUUGCAUUAGGGCGAUGCCCCAAGGGUCGGUUGAGAGGCGGGUCCACCGUAGUCACAACAUGGGGCCUCAGUCAUUGUCGUUGUCUCGUCACUGGUGCUCAUGAGCUGCUCUUUGUACGGAGGCAGAAACUGACUCUUCUCGAGACUAAUACGGCUUUGUUUUGAACUAGUUAGGAUGAAUGCGUUCUAUUGCUCUCUCUCUUUAGACAAAAUGUUGUGCAGUCAGCAUCUGUCAGCCUCAGUCUGUUGGCUUUUGUGACUGGCAGAACCAGUUAAUGAGUUACACACAUGUGCAACACCCACGUAUCUUUAUUGACGACUCAUUUCAUGAAUGAGUGAGUGUUUUUUAGUUAGCCUAGAGGCUAUGUGUUGAAGGCAGUGCAAGAUGAGGCAGUGAAUCCGUCAGCCUUGAAGAAAAUGGAAGAAAUGCCUUAGUAAUAAAGAGAGGUGUUGCACAUCUGUGCCAUUCAUCAACUUGUGGUGAUUGUGAACCCUAAUAAGGGAAACAGAUGUGUAGAGGUGCCGUGUGAGGCAGACAGCUGCUGUCUGCGCACAGGACAACUGUGUCACACAUUUUGGUGCCAAGUUGUGGCUGCUGCAAAGCUUUAUUCUUCAUUGAGGUCGUUCUCAAUAAUUUACCGAACGAAGCGUUUAUCGUUAUUUUAUCCCAUUUCACUGUGUUCCGCCAGAAAGUUGGUGUAUGUGGUCUAGGCUCUGUCAUUCCCCUUGGUUAGUGUCUGUGCUUAUGCAUGAGUACAUGAAGUGUCUUCUAUCUUCAUUGGACAGUUAUGCAUAGUUUUCAAUAUAA